Messenger RNA from Dreissena polymorpha, 1134 nucleotides. RefSeq lists its product as uncharacterized. The record is from RefSeq and is a predicted model, not a curated record. The transcript has 2 exons. Gene Ontology annotation, molecular function: protein binding. Bases 96 to 1097 code for a protein of 333 amino acids. NCBI's taxonomy places the organism in Eukaryota, Metazoa, Mollusca, Bivalvia, Myida, Dreissenidae.
UGUAAAUUGGGCUAUCACGAUAAAGACCUUUUUUUUAAUCUUCCUCACUGUAUAUAUUGGGAAGUGAACGGGAGUGGAGAGUCAUUGAACAUACAAUGUUGCCUGCGCUUGUACUUCUUCUUGUGUAUAACGUAUGUUUUACACAUGCCUAUUCGUUUCAUCCUGAACGAAGGAAUGUAAUUAUUGGACAAGAUCUGCUGCUUGACCUAGUCAAGCGUAUGGAUGCAAAGGACGAGGAAAUUAAAGAGUUACGUGGAAUUCAGGAGGCAAAAAUAAACAAGCUGAUGAUACAGAUUGGUGAACAGGAUGUCAAUAUCAACGAGCUUCGAAAGAAAUUAAACGAAAAGGAAAAACAACAGAAUGAAAACUUGAAUAAUCUUCAACAGGCUGUGGAAAAACUGCAAUUUGAAAAUGUACAAUUACAUCAAUCAAAUUCGAAAUUCGCCGGAAGAAUCGAGUCGUUACGUGCUGUCAUGAAUAAUUACAUACAGACACAUAACAUUUUAAAGACGUUUAUUCCGGAAAAAACAUCAUACGAUGUCAAGGACGAGGGAAUUGCUAUUGAAGAUAACGCGGCAAGAGGUUUAAACACAUCUACGCCAGCGAUAACCGUCACCAACAACCGACGCGAUGCAUUUGGAAAGAAUCAAAAGGAGGAACGCCAUGCUGGGACAGACAUGGUUGCAUUCUUCGCAGCACUAACGGACAGCCCUACCAAUCUUGGUUUAGAUCAAAACCUAAGAUUUGAUCACGUUAUUACCAACAUCGGCUCGGCAUAUAACCCUCAUGCCGGCGCAUUCUUAGCUCCAAUGUCCGGUACAUACGUGUUCAUGUCAACAUUAUUGGCAUGCAGUGGACACAAAGGUCUUUUCAAAUUGGCCCACAAUGGCAAUGAAGUUUGUAAGCUCUAUGUUGCUGGAACUUCAGAUACACAGUGGGACACCAGCGCUGGUAGCUUUGUCCUGUACCUAGAGAAAGGCGACGCGGUAUCCAUACAGAAUAUGUACACUGGAGAAUGCGUGUCUGGAGACCACUUUUCCUACUUCUCAGGGUUUAUCUUGAAAGCAAUGGAACAGAAUCCAUCAGUUGUUGGAUAACUAUGUUAAAUGAAUUCACGAAUAAAAUUUAUAAGUA